CUUCUCGAGAAAACAUAUCCUAACACAAUGGCCCUCCCACGGGAACCUUGGCCCCAAUUUGAUCCCCUCUUCCAUAGACGCCUCUUUCACCACGUCCGCGGGCUCUAUCUGGAUGAGCUGUCGUCGUUUUUAUUCCCCGGACAAGCGCACAAUGCGACCCCGUCACCUAAUGGGCACCUCCAUAAACCAAAUGUCAAGAAAAGUGACUCACAACCUGUUCUUCCUCCACCCACCGCGGUCGUAGCUCUUGAUUAUGCCAUAGAAGAGGAGGCGGAGGAAGAGGACAAGAAGGAGUCGGAAGCAGCAGCACCCCUCUGUUCUUCCCUCCAGUCUUCUCGAGCCUCAACUGUCCACGCCGCAUCGAUCUGCGAUCCCCUUCUUCCCGAUGACUGGCUCUACCUGCCCGUUUUGCGUCACUAUCUCCGCUCUGUCGCAACGCCUCAAAACUCGGGUGAUGAGCAUGCCUGCAAUUGGAGCGAAGACUCAUCUAACGUAAGUCCCUGUCAGGAACUUAAUUCAAUAUUGUGGCGGCUAUCUAAUUCGCCACGUUACCGAAAGCUUCCUGGCUUACCGAUUUUCGAGACUGGCCUCGUAAAAUUGUUGAACUCAACAGCUGAUUCUGUUGCCGUAGGUGGAACUCAUGCACCAUAG
Messenger RNA from Dibothriocephalus latus, 651 nucleotides. Lineage: Eukaryota; Metazoa; Platyhelminthes; Cestoda; Diphyllobothriidea; Diphyllobothriidae. The record is from the annotation of a GenBank genome assembly.